AUGUCCGCAGCAGAAGCGCUAUCACAAGGCGCCCUUGACGUGAUCUUCAACGAUCCCGACAAGGCCACCAAGCUCUUCCCCGUACCAGUUCUCCAAUGCCUUCAGGUCAAGCAGAUGGCUCCUUCAGCCCAGGGAGGAGACCGCUUCCGACUUGUCAUGAGCGAUGGCCAGCACUACGUUCAGACUAUGCUUGCCACCCAGGCCAACCACGUCGUUCACGAUAACAAGCUGGUUCGUGGCUGCUUUGCACGAAUCAAACAAUAUACACCCAACAACCUGAAGGGCAAGAACAUUCUCGUUAUUCUCGACAUCGAAGUCAUCGAAUCUUUAGGUAUCCAAGAGAAGAUUGGGGAACCGUCUGCCUUUGACGCAAAGCCAGCUGGCCAGGAGAGCGCCAUUGCUGGUGGCGAUUUCUAUGGUGCCAAGAAGGAGGAGUCCAAGACACAACCUCAGCAAUUCCAAGAACAGCAACAGUCGAUGCCCUCAAGACCCGCCAUGCACGCUGGUAGUAACAUCUACCCUAUCGAGGGUCUGUCGCCUUUCGCACACAAGUGGACUAUCAAGGCCCGAGUCACCGCUAAAUCCGACAUCAAGACAUGGCACAAGGCUACUGGAGAGGGUAAACUUUUCAGUGUCAAUCUGCUCGAUGAGAGCGGUGAGAUCAAGGCGACCGGUUUCAACGACCAGUGCGAUGCUCUCUACGACCAACUGCAGGAAGGCUCCGUCUAUUACAUCUCUACCCCUUGCCGAGUACAAUUGGCAAAGAAGCAGUUUUCCAACCUUCCCAACGAUUAUGAGCUCACGUUCGAACGCGAUACCGUUGUUGAAAAGGCAGAGGAUCAGACCAACGUUCCUCAGGUGAGGUUCAAUUUCUGUUCGAUUCAAGAACUUCAGAGCGUGGAGAAGGACAACACCGUCGAUGUUAUUGGUGUACUGAAGGAGGUCGGUGAGAUUGGAGAUAUCACAUCCAAGAAGGACGGACGACCGUUCCAAAAGCGAGAAUUGACCCUUGUGGACGACACCGGCUUUUCAGUUCGCGUCACCAUCUGGGGCAAGAACGCCAAUUCUUUCGACGCCGCCCCCGAGUCUGUCGUGGCUUUCAAGGGUACCAAGGUGUCUGAUUUCGGUGGAAAGAGUCUCAGUCUUCUUUCUUCCGGCACAAUGACUGUCGAUCCCGAUAUUCCUGAUGCUCACAGGCUGAAGGGCUGGUACGACUCUGCUGGUCGAACAGACACAUUUGCCACUCACCAGAACAUGGCGUCUGUGGGUAGUGCUACUGGACGAAAGGAGGACUUGAAGACCAUUGCGCAAGUCAAGGACGAAAACCUUGGCAUGGACGACCAGGCCUACUACACAAUCAAGGCCACUAUCGUUUUCGUCAAGCAGGAGAACUUUUGCUAUGCCGCUUGUUUGUCCCAGGGCUGCAACAAGAAGGUUACACAGAUGCCUGAUGGCACAUGGCAAUGCGAGAAGUGCAACCUUUCUCACGAGAAGCCUGAGUACCGAUACAUUCUCUCACUGAACGUUGCCGAUCACACCAGCCACCAAUGGCUCACCGGCUUCGACGAUUUUGGCCGACAAGUCAUGGGUCGAACAGCUGACGAGAUGAUGGAGCUGAAGGAGAACGACGACACCAAGCUCACAGCGGCCUUUGAGGAAGCUAACUGCAAGAAGUUCACCUUCCGAUGCAGAGCAAAGAUGGAUAACUUUGGCGAGGCUCAAAGGAUACGAUACCAGGUUAUGAGCGUGACGCCUUUAGAUUUCAAGUCUGAAGGCACCAAGCUUGACGAGCUGAUCAAGCAGUACGAGAACACCUCGAUGUAA
Messenger RNA from Fusarium pseudograminearum CS3096, 1824 nucleotides. RefSeq lists its product as uncharacterized. NCBI's taxonomy places the organism in Eukaryota, Fungi, Ascomycota, Sordariomycetes, Hypocreales, Nectriaceae. Gene Ontology annotation, cellular component: nucleus; DNA replication factor A complex. The coding region runs from base 1 to 1824 and encodes 607 amino acids. Gene Ontology annotation, biological process: double-strand break repair via homologous recombination; telomere maintenance via telomerase; DNA replication. The record is from RefSeq and is a predicted model, not a curated record. The transcript has 4 exons. Gene Ontology annotation, molecular function: damaged DNA binding; single-stranded telomeric DNA binding.